UGUAAGUAAGAAAAUUGAAUUUGAGAGUGUUUUAGUUAAGAGAGAUGGUUAAAUGUGAAGGAUAAUAGUAGAGUGAGUUGGUAAGAGAGUGGGAAUGAAAGGGUUUCCCAAAAAGCAAACCCCAUAAUUGUGUGUAGUGAAGAGCCCAAAAAGGGUGGGAAAAAUGAAGAGAGAGUGAUUGGUCAGUGGGAGAGAAAGACAGACACAGAAAGCGGGUCUCUUUCUUUUUGGAGUAUUGGGUCAGGUUCUUUUGGCAAUGCCAAAGUUGGUCACGCUCACUGAAAAUGCAGAAGGCAUGAAACCACUCCUUCAAAUAUCUCCCCCCACUCACUACUCCUGUGCUUCUUCCUCCUCCUCUGUCUCUGCUCCUUCUCUCUCUGUCUCCCUCUUUCCUCCUCCUCAUGCCUGCCCUCAUCGAUCUUAACAGCGCCACCGAGGACCAUGAAACGCCAUCGUCUCGCCCUUCCUCCGUCUGCCUCGAACUCUGGCAUGCCUGCGCGGGUCCUAUGAUCUCCUUGCCCAAGAAAGGAACACUUGUCGUGUACUUCCCUCAAGGACACUUAGAACAACACCUUCACGAUUUUCCGCUUCCUGCUUCUGCUAACAUCCCUUCCCAUCUCUUCUGUCGCGUUCUCGAUGUCAAGCUCCAUGCUGAGGAAGGGAGCGAUGAAGUGUAUUGCCAGGUGGUGUUGGUUCCUAAAAGUGAGCAAGUGCAUCAGAAGUUGCGGGAAGCGGAAAUUGAUGCUGAUGGUGAGGAGGAGGAUGCUGAAGCUGUGAUGAAGUCCACCACACCCCACAUGUUCUGCAAGACUUUGACAGCUUCUGAUACUAGCACCCACGGUGGAUUUUCUGUGCCUCGUCGUGCUGCGGAAGAUUGCUUUCCACCUCUGGAAUACAGUCAACAGAGACCUUCGCAGGAGCUUGUGGCGAAGGAUCUGCAUGGUCAAGAAUGGAGGUUUCGACAUAUUUAUAGGGGGCAACCACGACGACACUUGCUUACCACUGGGUGGAGUGCAUUUGUGAACAAGAAGAAACUUGUAUCUGGAGAUGCUGUUCUGUUUCUUAGGGGCGAGGAUGGAGAACUAAGAUUGGGAAUUCGUAGGGCUGCUCAAUUAAAAAGUGGCAGUGCAAUUUCAACUUUUGCUGCCGAGCAAUUGAAUCUUAGCAGUCUUCUGGAUGUGGUUAAUGCUUUAUCAGCAAGACGUGCCUUUAGUGUUCACUAUAAUCCAAGGGUCAGCUCAUCUGAGUUCAUUAUACCAAUUAAGAAAUUCUUGAGGAGCCUUGAUUAUUCUUAUUCAGUUGGAACAAGAUUCAGGAUGCGUUUUGAAACUGAAGAGGCAGCAGAGCGAAGAUUUACAGGAUUGAUUGUUGGAAUUACUGAUGUGGAUCCUGUUAGAUGGCCUGGAUCAAAAUGGAGAUGCCUAAUGGUAAGGUGGGAUGACCUAGAAGCCUCAAGGCAUAAUAGGGUUUCACCUUGGGAGAUUGAGCCAUCUGGUUCUGCAUCUACUUCAAAUAAAUUGAUAUCAGCUGGUUUGAAGAGGACCAAGAUUGGAUUGCCUUCAACCAUGCUAGAUUUUCAAGUUUCCAAUGCAAUUGGAUCAUCAGACUUUGGCGAAUCACUAAGGUUCCAGAAGGUCUUGCAAGGUCAAGAAAUGUUGGGUGUUAAUACUACUUUUGAUAGUAUUAGUGGUCAGAAUCACCAGCUAUCUGAUUUGAGGAGAUGCUAUCCUGGCUCAAACUGUCCUAGGAUUGCUGCAACUGGAAAUAGCAUUGGAAUUCCACAAGUGAGUUCCAAUGUUUCCUGCAAUGGCAUAGGCUUUAGGGAAUCUUUCAUAUUCCAGAAGGUCUUGCAAGGUCAAGAAAUACUUCCAAGCCAACCAUAUGGAAGGGCCCUGUCUGUUGAUGAGGCUUGUGGAAAUGGUAGCUUUGGACCUUUUGAUGGUUACCGCACACUGGGACCCAGCAAUGGAUGGUCUUCCCACUUGAGUAACAAUUCUUCACAUUUGCAUCCACCUGUUCCAUCUGGGCAAGUUUCAUCUCCAUCAUCUGUGUUAGUGUUCCAGCAAGCAGUCAAUCCAGUUUCAAACUCUGAUUAUAACAGCAAAAUCAGUCUGAUGAUGGAAGGUAAAGUCCAUCAACAACUUUCAUACACUUCUGAAGCUAAAGGCGGAAAAUUUCUAUCAGUCCCUUAUGAGCCUCUUCGUGGACUAGUUCAGGAAGGCACAAGUUCUUGUGGUGUCUCAAACUUGCAUAAUCAGUUAGAAAGUUCACGUUCACACGAUUCUAUUUCAGCACUUCGGGCUAGUCAAGAGUUGGUUCCCACUUGUAAAAGUCGAUGCAGAGUCUUUGGCUUUUCAUUAACUGAGGGCGCUCCUGUUGCAAGUACAGAAGUAGCUGGCGCCAACCAAUCUGCAGUCACAUGUUCUGGACCUUCCUUUGCAAGACACGGUGAAGAUAGUUUCCACCCAAUGCAUCUGCAUAGGAGCAAGGCAGUGGGAAGUUAUUGCACCAAAGGUGUGCUGCAAUAUUGACUUGAAAAUCAUGAUGUGUGCUAGUAGUGAUGCUGUCUUAAAGUAGCAGAGAAGAAUGUCCACUGUUGUACUAAUGUUAGAAUAUUAUAACUAUUGGCCUAAAUAGAUAAAAAAAUUGGCUGUGACACAAUCAAGUUCCUGUAUUAAUCUAUUAUGUACACUAUUUCAUGUGUAUUUAUAGUUAUGGCCAUGAGAGCGAGGUGGCACUGCAUAACCCUUCAUCUGUCUUGAAUUGGGCAUGAUUACUUGAGAGACAGUAGCUCAUCAUGUUUCAUGACUUUAAUGUUGUCUCUAUAUUUACGAGCUUUACCCUUUCUUGCUUGUUA
Molecule: messenger RNA, 2857 nt
Organism: Vigna angularis (adzuki bean)
Lineage: Eukaryota; Viridiplantae; Streptophyta; Magnoliopsida; Fabales; Fabaceae
Product: auxin response factor 3
Exons: 11
Coding region: 402-2531 (709 amino acids)
Biological process (GO): regulation of DNA-templated transcription; response to hormone
Cellular component (GO): nucleus
Molecular function (GO): DNA binding
Source: RefSeq, a predicted model, not a curated record